Suillus clintonianus is the source of this 696-nucleotide messenger RNA. RefSeq lists its product as uncharacterized. The record is from RefSeq and is a predicted model, not a curated record. The transcript has 3 exons. The annotation marks the transcript as partial. Lineage: Eukaryota; Fungi; Basidiomycota; Agaricomycetes; Boletales; Suillaceae.
CAUGCACCCACUGUCAGCUUCCCAACAAAUAUUGGCAACCAUCUCCGCACUCAUAAGCACACUCUAUGGUAUGUGCGGUGUAUUUUUGUCCGAUGAUUCACACCUGCAGGCAUAUUCGACAUCUUAUAGUGGUUCUCACCGACCUUACCGCCGGUCAAUCUGCACGGAUACUUGUGCAGAACAUGGUGGCCAGGCUGACUACCUGUCAAUUGUCGCCAUUCUGACAUAUGCACGUUUAGUAUUGCCGCAAUGCGAUUCGAGGGAAAUAAGUGGUACACCGGAUUCAUAUUAAUGUCGCAACUACCACUCCACCCUUCCAUCACAGCGUUUCUUCUUCAAGUCACAUGCACCCAGAGGCUAUGGUCAUAAGGGAAAGGCUAUAUAUUUAAUCUAUGGGUCCACAAUGCGCCGAUUCUCUUGUCUCUGUCUCUCAUGGCAGCUUCUUCCAAUCCGACAGAAGAAAAUUGGCAUCCGUCCAGUCUUCUUGCAUAUGACGCACUCCCGGAUCACCAGGACUUUGACUCCAUAAUAUCUGAUGCAAAAUUCACCGCUGAUACUGGAACUGAUUUCUACGGCCGUAGUCUGACGAGUCGCAGAUAUGCCCUUGUUGGGGUGGCAUGCUCAAGCAUUUUCGGCUGCCUAUGCGUUGUUGCAGGCCUUGUCACUUUAGCCAAUCACGGAGUCUCAGGAGUAACC